AAAUUUUCAGGCCACAAUGGCUUUCUUGGGACAGGACUGGGAAGUAAUAUCAGCAAUAGUCCUAGUGCAUUGAAUGAUACAAGAACCCAAGUUCAAGUUAUGUGCUGUUCAUGUAUUCAUUCGCGUGAGAAAGAUGCAAAUUCUUCGCCAACUUCAAGAUGCCUUAUAACAGCUCGGAAGGGAUGCUUUCGUUUUUUCGACGAAAACAAACCCUACAUAUUUUUUGCACUGCUUAUAUUUUCUGUCUUUGUUAUAUUUAGCAGGAACACUGAGAUCUUUCUAGAAAGCCUGCGUUAUUUACAAGGCUUGAACGAGGGAAAGCAGAUAGCCCUAUUUGUAGCUCUAUUCGUGUUCGUAUCUCAGCCAAUUUCGUGGGGCUACAUCGUUCUGAAUGUAAGUGCGGGCUUUCUCUAUGGAUUCAUUGGUGGUAUCAUUGUGGUGUGUGUAUCUUCCUCUAUCGGCAUAUCUACUGUCCACUUCGCUAACAGAGUGUGUUUCAAACAGUGUCUAUCGAAAGUGAUCACCAAGUUGCCUCAGAGAGUGACGCCGAUGAUGGAUCUGCUGAAGACGAAACACGCCUUCAAACUGGUUCUUCUCUCUCGGCUCACCCCCCUCCCCUUCGGCCUGAUGAAUGCAUUCUUCGCUGUGAGUGAAGUGUCCAACUGCAACUACAUUGUAGCCUCAGUGCUAGGUCUCUUGCCAACCCAAGCAAUCAACGCAUACAUUGGAACUACACUGAGAUCGAUAGAAGAAGUGACUUCUAGCAGACACAACAAGAGUUACUACAUCAUCCUCAUCUUUCAAAUAGCCGCCUGCUUUCUCGUCUCCUCAUUGGUAGUCAGACUAGCCAAUCAGAAUCUAGAUAGCAAACUGCAACAAGUCACCACGAGUGGUGCAAACAACAGCGGCGGUGGAAAUAAUGGGGGUGCAAAUGUAAUUAGCAAUGGGGGAGGGGGGAGCAAACAGGCGGUGGUUGUGAAGAAGAAGCAGUGCAAGCAGAGUCCUCGUGUCACUGAUGAUGAAGACGACGAAGAUGAAAGUGAUGACGACGAAGGUGACAGAGAGACUAAAGAACUCUUAGGUGGCGGGGGUUCGUCAGGAAGUCGCACCUCUUCGAGUCUCUCUUGCAGCCACAAAUCUAAUUUAUCUUCCAGGCCAAAUGGAGUCUCAAAUGUAGUGUUUAGAGAGGACAUGGUGUGACAGUAGUAGUGUGCAGAAUACUGGUGUAGUCCUGUAAAUAUAGUUUUAUAUUCCUCAUUUCUUAAUUUGGACCUGUGUAACUCAUUGAGCAACUAUUCCGCUCCUAUUGUUUAGUCAUAAUUUAUUGAGUUGAAAUGUCUUUCAGAUUUGCUGAACGGUUCAAGGCAAAACCUUGGAAGGUAGAAGUUAAAUUUGAAUUACUAUUUUGGGG
Messenger RNA from Symsagittifera roscoffensis, 1411 nucleotides. Its product is annotated as transmembrane protein 64-like. Bases 100 to 1200 code for a protein of 366 amino acids. Lineage: Eukaryota; Metazoa; Xenacoelomorpha; Acoela; Convolutidae. The record is from RefSeq and is a predicted model, not a curated record. Gene Ontology annotation, biological process: regulation of cytosolic calcium ion concentration. Gene Ontology annotation, cellular component: endoplasmic reticulum. The transcript is spliced from 4 exons.